Molecule: messenger RNA, 8953 nt
Organism: Pleuronectes platessa (European plaice)
Lineage: Eukaryota; Metazoa; Chordata; Actinopteri; Pleuronectiformes; Pleuronectidae
Gene: akap11
Product: A kinase (PRKA) anchor protein 11
Exons: 13
Coding region: 269-5920 (1883 amino acids)
Biological process (GO): intracellular protein localization
Cellular component (GO): cytoplasm
Molecular function (GO): protein kinase A binding
Source: RefSeq, a predicted model, not a curated record
UCUGUGUUGUUUUCGUGGACAGACCGGAACGAGCGGAACUCGGUGAUGUCGGUUGUUGUCGGUUCGUUUGCAGGAGUCGGUAACUGACGCGGGGCCGCGGGCGCGUGACCAUGCACCGGGACACUUCAGGCUGGACGGUAGGAACUCGAGCCUGAACCGAUCUGCGGUCGGAUCCUGGACGGGUCUCACACCGAGGACAGCAGCAGCAGAGUCGGACCCUGAGCGGUGAGCGGCCAGUCAGCCAGCACCUGUGCAGCUCGCAGAUGCCAUGGACGCCUGUGCCCGUAUUCGAGGAGUCCCACUAAGGUCCAGGGCCUCGGUUCGGAAAGAGACUGUGCGUGACAGUGGGGCUCAGUGUGUGAAGAGCCUCUUCAGGAACAAGAAGGAGCUGUGCAGCAUCGGCCUGGAGCUGACGACCAGAGACGCCACGAGACUGACGGAGAUUCAUUUUGUGUGUCUGCCGGGACAAUGUGAAGGGGACGAGGUCACCCAGCAGGCUCUGGCCUCUCUGCCAGGAGGGCUGUGUGAGCUCCUCCGGUCCCUCCAUGUUGACGGGCUCAAAAACGACGAGGUUCUGCUGCUCAGAGACUCGCGCAGGCUGUCGGAGCACAAAGACGCUUGGCCUCAGUGUUGGUUAAAGGCCGUGUGUGUGCUGAGGCAUAACCCCAACACCAGCCUGUACCCCCAGGCCAGCGUGGCGUCUUUACUGAGCUUGCUGGGCUGCUACAUGGCCGGUGUCCGCUACGCUUUAGAGCUUCAGGCGGUUCAGAGGAACUCGUCUGAGGCCAGUCAGCCGGAGGAGGACGACACCAACCAGUCGGUCUCAUCCAUCGAGGACGACUUCGUCACGGCCUUGGAGCAUCUGGAGGACGACACAGGAAACAAUCCCUCUUCAUACCGUCACUUAAAAAAGCGCGACGUGGCUUCGCAGACAGUCCCAGCUCAUAAGAGGAGAAAAGAACUGUCAGGCUCCCGUGUUAUCAUUGGCUCAUCUUCCAAGAAGUAUUCAGCCCAAAACAAGUCGGGUCCGGAUGUGUCCAUCACGGUGCAGAGGUCCUCGUGUGUGGAGCCACAGUGGACGUACUGCAGUCCUGGAGCUCGUGUCCCUUCUCCUGUGAUUCAUGUCAGUGAUUCAGAGGAGUCCGACGGCUCCAGCCCCAGUCCGAUCAUUUUCCUGGACGAGGUGGGCUACCAGAAGAGCCUGCUGGCCAAGCUGGACAUCCCCCAGGUGCCGGGGGGGCCCAGGGAGCGAGUUGAAGACUCAGACUCUGAAGUCAGUGAGUUCUUUGACAGUUUUGAUCAGUUUGAUGAUGUGGAUGAGCUGAGUUCAGAGAGCUCCACUCUUGCACUGCCUCUGGACACCAUCAGUGCUCCAGCCUCACAGAAGAAGUGCACCGAGUCCAGCUCCGGGGGGUCGACAUCCAAAUAUGUUUCUAGGGGCUGCUCAACCAAGGGGAUGAAUCCUCAACGCUUCGACCACCCCACUCUCCCAGCCAAUGUGAAAAAACCUACUCCUCUGAAACCAGGCUCUCCCUACUCGCUUCACACCGACGUCCCCGACUCCCCUCGACCCGUGCAGACCUCCUCAGACGAAAAUGGCGGCCCGCUCUUCAGUCCUGUCAGCUCCUCGGCCUUCAGCCCUCUGGUGGACUCAAGUGGACCAAUGGAAUACUUUUGGAAGACAAAUGAAGAGAGUCAGGACAGCUCAGAGCUACGUAAACCCCAGGACGUCUGCUCUCUGUAUAAGACCUACUCAGACUUUGCCAACAGCCUCUCCAAAGAAAUUCUGGGGUCCGUGUGUGGCUACCAGUCGGCUGUGGACAUCAGUGACAACAAGAAUCUCAGCUGCGUCUGCCACAAGGAAUUUGAGAAUCCUUCUGGUUACCUGAUGAAGCUCUCAGAAAUACAGGAGACUGUGACCGUGGACAAGUUGCAGAAGACGUCUCAGUCUCUGACCGAUGGCAUCCAGAGGUUUGCCACAGACCUGGUGGAAAUGAGCCUGGGCAGCGCCUUGAGAGACCUUCAGAAAGGCGUGUCCUCCUGUACCACCACCUUGUGUCACUUAGCUGCGAGGCUCACCUCCUCGGUGUUUCAGAUGGCCUUCCACGAGAUCGGGAUGCGCCACGCCUAUGUGUUGAAGGAGCGAGCAGUCAGUGGAUUGGCUGGUUUCCUGGUGGGAGAGGCUGUGUCCGGGGCGCUGAAGGACUUCCUGACAGUGAAAAAACAGAUCUUUCACAGCACAGUUUCAAGUUUCGCUGCUGAUUUGGCUGAAGAGCUUGUGUUUGAAGGUAUUAUGGAAGUGUGUCAGUUCUCCCACCCCUCAACCCCUCUCACCCCUAGCAACUGGUCCUUUGGCCAUAGGCAAGAGGAAGAAGAGGAAGAGGAGGAGGUGGUUACCUCCUACGCUUCAGAUUUGUCUGAGUCUGUUAUCCAGGAGGCCUUCAUAGAGCUCUCUCAGGCUGAUGUUGCCUUCACCAGCCAAGCAGCUAUUAGUGUGUCUCUAGACAACAUCUGUUACGUCAGUGCAGAGAACAGCAGCACUAACACCUGCAGUACCUUUGCCAACCAGCAGGUUUUAAGUUCCAGCUCAGCUGCAGCAGUUCCAGGGCCCUCAGGAGAAGAUGCUACCUGCACGGUGAAGGAAGCCCUGUUCACUGUCUCUGGGAUGGCCAGUUGUAUUCCUGUGCCCCAGGCCGGCCAAGCCCUCUCCCACCUUCACGAGUCUGAGGAGACCAGUCAGUAUACGGACGGUUCACCAGUUACCCCAGAGGAAAACCCUGAAGAAUUAACCGAACCCUCCUCUGACGCCACCACAUCUACACAGACUCACCUGUACAGUCAUGGAACACAGACCCCCAUAGCUGGAGGAGAGCCCUCCCAAGGAAAGUCCUCCUUCCAGAACUUCUCUGGCAACAUGGUGGAUCUGAUAGUCACUGAGGCUUGUGAGCUAAUAACUACUUCAAAGAUGAAGAAGAGUUUCGGUGACUGUGCAGAUUUCUUCACUAAGACAAUCGGAAGCCGGAGGGACACUUCUCCGCCAGAAUCCCCGUCGAAGCAGGCAGCCGGCAGGGAGUGUUUCAGGUAUGACUGUAGAGAUUCACAGUAUCUGAGGAAUGGCGGAGCUGCAGAAGAAGCAACGGGCUCUCAAAGCCACGGGAGAGCCGGCUGUGGGUUCGACCCGAGGACCAGAGUCGUGGUUGAAACUCAUCCUGUAAUGAUGCAUACUCUUGACGUGCCGGGUGCCGAGAUGGGUGGACAGAGGAGGAUACCUGCUCCUGGGGACGACUCCACUCCGAGCACUGGCCAGAAAUCUGGUGGGACUCCCGGCACGCCUCCUUCGACCCCUCAGCAGCCCAGUGAGGUCUCCAAGGAGAAGCAGAUAAAACAGUUCUCCAAGAAGCUGAAAAGCAAACUGGCCAAAGAGUUUUCCCCUGCUACCCCGCCUUCCACCCCUCACUAUCAGCCCGAGCCUGGCCCAGGGCCAAAAGACGUCACCCCUGAAGAAGACAAGGCCGAGUUCAUGCUCAAGCUGAUGAGGUCUCUCUCUGAGGAGGCAGAUGGCAACGAGGAGGAAGAGGAGGAAGCGCUGGCAGAAGAGGUUGGUGCUGAUGUCAGUCACAGAUGUUUAGAGACGGGGAGUGGCCGGCAUGACAUGAACCAGAUGUCGGCUAACAGGAUGUCCAACAAAGAAGCUCUGCACUAUGCCGAGAGGUUGGCCUGUCACAUCGUCUCAAUGGCGACAGAGAUGGACACGCUGGGAGUAGCAGUGGAGGAGGAGGAGGAAGAGGAGGAGGAGGUGAGAGAGAUGAGCAAGGGCAGCGGGAGGAGGAGAGACAGCGUGGCUCAGUUCUCUGAGCAGACGCUCAACACUUUGUGGGUGUAUGCUGGGGAGGUGGCGGGGGAGGUGAUCAGCGAUGUGAAGAGGAUGGUGAGCUCUGGUCAGCAGUGUCCAUAUCACAGAGCUCUCAGAAGAAGGAGCCUGGACAGAUCGAUCUCUGAAGGUUUGCACCAUCACCAGUCUCAACUCAGUACAGACCAGAACAGAGACUGGCGGGUGGGGAGGCAGGCGGAGCAGUGGUCCAGUGACCUGUUAGCCUCCGUCUUGCGCUCUCCCACCUCCAGUUCGAGCGCCUGCUCCAGCUCCGGCCUGUCCUCGGAGUAUCCCAGCUGUGAGAGUGUGACGGAUGAAUAUGCUGGCUACCUCAUCAGGGUGCUGAAAAAAGAGGGAGGCAAUAGGGAGCUGGUGCUGGACCAGUACGCCAGCCGUCUGGCCUACCGAUCCAUAAAACAAGGCUUGGCUCAUGCUAGUCGCAAGGUCAAGCAGAGAACCUCUAGCCUACGCCUUCACUCCUCCAAGUCGCUGCCAGAUGAAUGGAGAGCUUCGAGUAGCGAGGCCUCGUCACCCAAGGACGGAGCAGAGUCGGUGGCGUCUCCGUCGGGCGAGGACGCUCAGUGUUGUUGCAGCGACUCUGAAGAGCAGAGGGAGUACAUGGACCUGGUGAACUUCGCGGAGUCUUUAGCGUACACCAUCACCUGUGACGUCACACGCAAGCUGCAUCUCUCCUCCGUGCGACUGCCCAAGUCUCUGACCGACUCCUGUCUUUAUAAGAAAUCCAAAUUUGAAGACAUGGCAGAUAAUCUCAUCAGGAACUCCUUCUCCUGCCCCCUGUUGUCCAAAGAGGGUAAAAGCAAGCAUUACCACAGUACAGGAAGCCUGUAUGAAGGAGGCUACAGCAGCAGGGUGGUUCAGGUCAUCGAUCAUUACGCCAGGAAAAUAGUUGACGACACGUUGAAGAUGAGCCUGUCUUCAGCUGGACAUUCCUCCAGGGAGCACCAGAGGACGCAAGGCCCCUCUCACACCCAGAGACUGUCUGAGGGCCCAGCAGGGGGCAUCGCUCUCGGGGAGAGGACGUGCCGCUAUUGUGAAGUCCAGGAGUGUCCGUACUGCACCAAGCACAGCCGGCACCACCAGCCCGGGUCGCAGAGGAGGAAACGAGGCUCGGACGGUCAGACAAGAGCCGAGCGCCUCCCCAGCCUGGACAUCCCUCAGAUCCACAUCGACCUGGACCACAGGGCAGCGUUCGCAGAUGAUAUGGUUUCAACGGCGAUGGAGACGGCUAAACGCGAGCUGAGCAACACCAGCCUGAACGCCGACAGUGGCAUCGGCCAUGAUGGAGCCAGCUACGCUGAGAGUCUGACGACAGAGAUCAUGACAUCAGCCAUCACCAACAUCUGCCAGGCUGCCAACACCAGCUCUCCAGGGCGGGAAGCGACCGAGUCGACCGUGUCCCAGCAGCUGAGUGUGGGAGACGACAGUCUGGGCAGCUGGUCCAACCUGAGCUUUGAGGACGAGCAUGCAGACGACAACAGCAGCUUCCUGCACCUCAGUGACAGCAGCAAUGGGAACAGCAGUAGCUGGAGCAGUCUGGGCCUGGAGGGGGAGGCGUGUGAGGAGCGCAUGUCCUUCUCCCCCUCGGACAGCGACAACACCGAGGACAAGGAGGCUGAGGUCAAAGAGGAAUCCAGCGGGACAGUGAGCGUGGACCGGACUCAGGUGCAGGCUCCCAGGACCGGACUGGUGGUGGUGAACUCGGACGUCAGGGAGCUGCGGCGCAGUCCUCAGCCCGUCGGCCUGGACCCUCAGCUCAGGAGCAUGCUGCAGUGGCUGGCGGCCUCCAUGGCCGACAUCCCCCAGAUCCAGCUGAGUCCUGACAGAGAGCUGCAGCAGCUCCCUGUGGUCGUCCAGAGGCUUCGGGAGAGGAGGUGGCGAGUGGGGGAGCUGCUGCACAUGCUGCUGCGCUACUGUGAAGAGAGUCAGACGCACGUCGGCCAGUCCCAGGCCCGAGAGGAGGCCCAGCAGGGGGCCAGAGAACCACACCGCUCCCAGCCCCUCUUCCAGUGGCUCCUGGAGCACGCCUAGAUCCUCCUUCCUCUCCUCCUUCCUCUCCUCCUUCCUCUCCUCCUCCCUCUCCUCCUUCCUCUCGUCCUUCCUCUCCUCUCGUCUGCCUCUAGGUGGCGCCAUACAAAUCAGCCCAUCCAACAUCCCCUCAUGAAUGUGGGCAGCGAGUGUUUUGCGUUGCAUGCUGUGUCCACGAGUACUUCUGGUGUAUUUCAUUUCUCUUCCCACCUCCUGUCGUGUUCUGCAUCAGGCGCUGAUUCAGAGUCUGUCCCGUUCUCCUGCAGCUUUGAUUUGAAGCCCUCACACCUUCUGCUGUCGUGUUUGAGCCACAGAAAGAAAGGGAGAGAGGAAAGAGAGAGGGAGGGAGGGAGGGAAAGAGAGAGAGACCCACCCCAUGUGUCUCCAGACAGAGACAGAAAUGUGAGUGAGCUGAGAGACAGAGAAUGUGUUUUUUGUUAGGGAAUCCCCAUCGCUGCCGGGCCGAUGAUGUCACCACACCCACGGCUCACCUCUUCGCUGGUGUUUCCACAUGUUAAGAGACCAACUGUGCGCACAUGCACACACACUGCGGCACACCACACCCUCGUAUUAUCAGAGGGGAAUCCAAGAAACACUGAUACUCAUCCACCUCUGACCAUUAUUCCCCUGUAGUAUUCCAUUAUUGUAUUAACUCGCUCAGAAGUGACUGUACUCACGGUUUCUCUGGGAUCCUGAAGGAGUCAGACGCAGGUUUAAUGAAACCAUCUGACCAACAGGCUGCCGGACGUCACAGGUCCUCAUGGGGCGGCGGGUUGUGGAUUCUGUUUUGGAAGAAUUGAUCUGAGUCAGGACUGAAUAACGCUCGGUGGUUUGAUUCUGGUGUGACGGUGAGAACAGCAGCAAGUGGAUCCAGACCAGAGUAUUAAUGAGAACUGAACUCCACAGCCGUGUUCUCACCAGAAAACUGAGCCUCAGCUUAUUCUAGUCAAAUCAGUUAAUGUAAAGAUGCAGUUGAUAUAUCACUCAGUUGUCCAUAGAACCGAACAGGACCCUGUUAUCUUUAUAAAUGAGUCUCUGAAGCAUAGAAACAAACUGUUAUAGUUUCUAGGACCUAAUUGAUCCCCAUCGUGUGUGUUCUCCUCGUUAAGGCUCAUUGAUGCUCAACGUUGGACACGUGUCUAGGAACAGUCGGUUCAGAUCGACCUCAGGUCAGUUUGGGUCCAGUUGGACACGUUGGGACACGUUGGACCCAUGAAGACCUCAGCGUCACAAACAGAACAAGAUGCUGUUGAAGCUGUACAACACUCUACAAACUUUCGAUGCUGUGGUUUUGCGUUGAUGAUCCCACGAGUCUGAUUCCUCUGAAAGCACUCGAUGAAGUCGCCUUUUGCCCGUUUCGGUAUUUCUGUGUUAUCUCAAACCGUAACACUGCUGCCAUGUGACAGUCUCCUCGGUUGUCAAACUUAGUAAAGACCUGAGAGGGGACCAUGUCCACCUCGAUCGCUCGGUGUUUAAAAGUCUAUUUUUGAAGGUAUCUAAUCAAACAUGAAACGCUGCUCAAAGCUGAGAAAGAAGCCGUGAUCCUGGCUCCUCGUUGCCAAAUGAAGCCAGUGAGGUGACCCCCCCCCCCCGGCUCCGGUCAGCACCAGUGCGUGUGAGGCUCGGUGUCCGUGGCCCUCGUCCAGUUCAGGGGAAGAUCCAGUGACGCAGACGCUGGAUCUUUAAGUAAUUAAAGACGCUGAUCCCAGUCUGCACCUCCACAACCACAAAGCAACCACACACUCAUAGCUCGGGCCUGGACUCACACACUGUGUCGCCCACGCUUCAGUCACCUCGUGGAAUGAAGCCCCCCCCCCCCCCCCAUCACACACCCUGGUUACUCACCAGGCUCCAUGUGUACGUCUACACGCACAGCACUACCAGCAACUUGCUGACAUGCACUUUUUGUUUAGAUUGUUUGUGAUUCGGCCGAAGACAGGAAGUGGUCAGCGCUGCCCUCAGACCUGGUCCUGGUCCCUCCCCCCCCAUUAUAGAAAGAUAACUGGGACACAUUUAGUUUUUUGUACUUAUUGUUUUCUCGAGGGAUCUAAAGAUAACACGAUGCUACGAGCUCCUCACGCUUCUAACCAUUAGUUUCCUCCUCAGUUUGAAUCCCUGGCCCCUCCCACGGCCUCUCGUCUAUCAUCUUUAUAAACUAGGUGUUGUUGGCGGUGUUCACCUGCAUGGCUGAAUCUACGUGGCGUUUGGAACUCGGUGUUCUUCUUCUCGAUGUAGUGGCCUCUUCUAACCGAGCUGCAGCGGCUGCUCCGUGUUCUGUCGCUGCUUCAGCUCUCGGCUGCGGAACAUUUAAUCCUAAAGAUCUUCGUCCUGUGUGAUUUGUUUACGAGCAGAAAUCAAUUCAUCACUUAAUAAAGCAAACAAAGUUUUACUCCAGUUAAUCCUCCUGUUGAAACAAUGGGUAGGAACUGAUGUGAAGUAUUAACCCGAGGGGAGAGAGAGAGCGAGAGAGAGAGAGUGCAGGUAUGUUGGUUUACAUGAAGGAAUGUAUUCAUGAAGAGCAUCACAGAGUAUAAAUACCUUCUGCCCCCGUGUGGAGGUUGUGCACGUAGGACUUUCCCUGGUUCUUUCCAGCCGCCUCCUCCCUGUUCUUCUUCUUUUCUUUCUUUAUCUACAUUCCCGUUCAUCCCAGACGACCUAUAGCUCGAUGUCGUUGUUCUUGUGAAAGCUGAAUGUGAAACUGCAGAGACUCGACUCCGUGUCCAAGCAGAGGCUGUCAGUUGUUGUCAGUGUUGAUUUCUGCGACAGGAAAAUUAAAUAAACAAAAAGAAUUGAAAAAAAAAAAGAGACGGAGGCCUCGGCUCCUCUCACUUCUGUAUUUUUCCCGCUUCCUUGUAAAAUCCUGCCAAAAUAACAGAUAUUUAAUAAAUUAUGUAAGUUAUAUAACAGUGAGUUCACUACUUGUUCUCCCUCGUGGCAUUGCUGAAUAGUUUACACAUUCUCAGCUCGAAGUCAGAAACUCUGAAUUUGUUUAUGUUGAAGCUUGGUGUGAUAAUAAAGCUUUUUCAUGUGCUCUUA